Messenger RNA from Patiria miniata (bat star), 2523 nucleotides. RefSeq lists its product as uncharacterized. Gene Ontology annotation, cellular component: lysosome. Gene Ontology annotation, molecular function: cysteine-type peptidase activity. The coding region runs from base 787 to 2136 and encodes 449 amino acids. The record is from RefSeq and is a predicted model, not a curated record. NCBI's taxonomy places the organism in Eukaryota, Metazoa, Echinodermata, Asteroidea, Valvatida, Asterinidae. The transcript has 10 exons. Gene Ontology annotation, biological process: proteolysis.
CGGUUCCUUUGGAAAUUACAGCACGACGGAAGACUGAGCAUGGCACGGCAAAGCCCUCAAGGAUGUACAGAAUUCGUAGGAAAGCUAGGCACGUCGGAUAACUGAGAACGUUUACAUCAAUAACGUCUCAGGGUUACUCACAGUGGGAGCACCGUGUUACGGAACUCUGUCCGGAAUUUGGUCUAGGCCAGCCCUGUUGACUUGUGUCUUUAUUCAAGGCUUCCGUACACAAUUAAACACGGUUGUGAAGAACCAUUGGUAUGUCUAGAAUUCCCUUUUCACCUGGGCCCUAAGAGGAUUUUUGUUUUUCUUGUCUUGUCACAGUACGGGAUGUCAUGUUGUCUGUCAAACUCUCCGACAUCAUCUCUUAUUCAUAUUUGCACAGGUCGAGGCUUUGGAUGAUAACAUAAAAAAGGACCUCCAAAAAUUCGACUAUUUACCUUUCUUCAAACGGUGAGCGUAUAUAAUGACAGUUGCGAUAAGAUAGCACAUUCGGAUUAGCUUGAUAUUGUGCAUUCCACGCUGGGGAAUUGAACACCCUAACGAUCUACAGUAGUCGAGAGGUCAUCACAAACUCGGCUGAAUGACGGCUACAGCUCGUCUCGGUCUCUUCGAGGGAGGGUGCAUUUUGAAUUGUUCUCGAAUUUUUGGAGAGACUUGAUUUUGAGAGAGGAAGCAGGGCAGGGAUUCGGAGAAGUCUGAAGAGGAUUGGAGGUGCUGACGUGUUUGGUCGAGUAAACUCCCAUAGGAUUAGCGCACGAAGGGAACUCUACCGAUAGGAGCACAAUGAUACUCUUUUCCGCCUAUCCACUCGGGAUCCUGACCGUCAUUGUCUUGUUAAUGUUGACGGUGCCAGCCCGAGCCCAGUAUUGCUCCGAGCGGCCCGGGGGUUGCUGCCCCGGCCGUGAUGACGCGUGCACCGUGCCCAGGGCAGACACGCUCUGCUACUGUGACGAGUUCUGUCUCCGGUCUAAAGAUCCAGAUUGUUGCCCGGAUGUCUUCAACAACUGCACGGCGUUACCGUCUACUAAAUCUCCGCUGAACCCGAACCCUAUCACAACAGGUGACUGUAUCUACCAAGGCAGGAAUUUAUAUGCGGGCGAUUCCAUUAAAAUCAACUGCAACACUUGUGCCUGUUUACCGAUGGUCGGAGGUUACCAGUUGGAGUGCGAGGAGAACGUUUGCCUCAUCAGAGAAGAGAUCAUCAAUAGUGUCAACUCAGAAAGCAAUGGCUGGCGAGCCAGUAACUACAGCUUUCUGUGGGGCAUGACCCUCGAGGAAGGCAUACAGCGCCGUCUGGGAACCCUGAAACCCGGGCGAGCUGUGGCCGCCAUGACGGAGAUCGACAUAGAGCAGACGAAUCAACUACCGGAAAGCUUCGAUUCCCGCCAGAAAUGGCCAGGCUGGGUAGAGGGCGUCAUGGACCAGGGGAAUUGUGGGAGUUCCUGGGCAGUCUCGACAACAGCUGUUGCUUCAGAUCGGCUAGCCAUCCAAUCCAUGGGUCACAUGAGGGCGCCCCUCUCCGCGCAGAAUCUUCUCUCUUGCAACACCAGAGGUCAGCGUGGGUGUGAUGGAGGGCGCAUCGAUCGCGCCUGGUUUUACGUACGACGAUUCGGGAUUGUGACCGAUCAGUGUUACCCCUACAAGAGUGGAAUGGACGAAGCCAGUAUGAUGACUAGACAUGCCUGCAUGCUGCCACGUUAUAAGACAACUCCUUGUCCAAAGGAUAAGGUCACAUCCGAAAAGUACCAGUCAAGUCCCCCCUACAGAAUAUCCACAGAGGAGGAUGACAUUAAGGCCGAAAUUCUCGAAAACGGACCCGUGCAAGCCACUUUGCUGGUGAAGGCAGAUUUCUACUCGUAUGCCAGAGGGGUGUACAAGUACACCCGUGGAUCCGUCAAGGAAUCCUCCCAGCAUAGACGGAAGGGUUAUCAUUCAGUCAGGGUUCUUGGUUGGGGAGUAGACCGAACCGAUCCAGAUAACCCCAUACCGUACUGGCUUUGCGCCAAUUCCUGGGGCAGCCAGUGGGGUGAAGAUGGCUACUUUCGCAUCCUCCGAGGACAGGACGAGUGUGAGAUUGAAUCCUUCAUCCUCGGUGUCUGGGGAGACGUGGAUAUGGACAUGAUGCAGGGCUGAUGUGAGAAGAGAGGAACUAAUUUGAUGUUUUUAAACUAUGGCCUGGUCGUUAGUAUCGGCUUCAGGAGAUUUGGGGACUUCGGCUCAAUAAAGGUUUUGUGGUCUGCUUUGGGAAACGUCGAAUUCAUAUAACGUGGCCGUGAUUGUGAGUGUUUGUAUUUUGUUUGGACAUUUAAGGCUUCAAAAUGAUUUUUUUUUUUGAGAAAGAGAUAGGAGGAGCCGAGGAUUUUUGUAAUCCAUGUUAUAAUUUAAUAAUAUUUUCUUCCAAAACCAGAUAUAAUGUUACUUUUUAAGUAACCACGGAUGUUUGCAGGGUUUAUCAUUUGUAAAAUGUGUCGUGAUUUCACCCUUUUAAGAAUAAAUCUUCACUUUUUUUAUGCCAACAUA